GGAUUUAUUAAAGUGGGCUGUUGCAAUCAAGUUUCGACGCAGCGAAUAACUUUUUGUGAGAAUCCUACAUCGCUGGACUUACUCAACUUCAAACGGUGCUGUUGGUGCUCUUUCCUCACUGCACCGAAUUCAUUUACAUACAUAUAUUUUUUUAAUGUGUCGGGCUUUGCUGCAAAUGUACAUUUACACUUGUGAAUUAUUCGGACGUCUGAGUUACGCAGUCCCUAAUUCAGGAAUCCGCUCUGCUUUAAAUAGCUACCGGAGCUAGUCCAGGGGUGGCCAUUAGCUGCACGCGUCUCUGGAUCCCUUAACAGAACUAAAAUACAAUCAAGCUGUAUUCGCAAUGGACGCAAAGACGAAAGAAGCCGCUUUAGCUAAUAACGCCAGACAAUUUAGGAAAGGUAUUGUCCCUGACGAAGUGAGGGAAUGUUAUGAUAACUAUGCCGGUCGGUAUGAUAAGGAUUUGAACCCAGAAUCUUACUUAGGACCAAAAAUGGCAGCCGAAGCUUUGACGUCAUACGUGGAGCGCAGUGGUUGGUCAAAAGGCAAAAUCCGGGUUCUCGACGUUGGAGCAGGCACUGGAUUCGUUGCCAUCCAGCUUGCAAAUCGAGGAUUUAAAAGAAUGGACGCCCUUGAUCCGUCGGAGGGAAUGCUGGAGAAGGCAAAGACGCGAGGAGUUUACGAAAACUUCAUUCAGGAAUUUUUGACGCCAGAUCCCACCCCGGGUAUAGCCAAUGACACGUACGACGCUGUGGUGUCUUCGGGCGGUAUGGGAGAGGGCCACAUCCCGUGUGGCGCCUUGAGAGAGAUGGUCCGAGUAGUCAAACCAGGUGGACUUGUGGUAAUAGCGAUGAGGGAAGAAUAUCUUCGCUGUACCAGUGGUUACGAAAAUCUAGAGCCCACUAUGGCCGCCAUGGAGAACGAGGAACUCUGGGAACGUCUGGAGAGAAGUGUACUUCCGGGAUAUUGCUACCAUAAAGAUGGACUAGUUUACGUGUUUAGAAAAAAAUGAUAAGGAAAGGGAUAUUUUGUUUGAUCUUUGA
Lingula anatina is the source of this 1043-nucleotide messenger RNA. Its product is annotated as methyltransferase-like protein 27. The record is from RefSeq and is a predicted model, not a curated record. NCBI's taxonomy places the organism in Eukaryota, Metazoa, Brachiopoda, Lingulata, Lingulida, Lingulidae.